CAGGCAACGUGCCGUGCGGUACGCCCGGGCCACGGCCUGGCGAGCGGGUUCACGUCCUGGUGGACGCUGAAGACGCGUCGGACCCGUUCGCCGCCCGCUCGGAACGUUCUCUGAGCCUCCUCCCAGGCGCUGGACCGACGAUAAGAAGCAAGAACCGCGGCAUAUCUCCCGUGGCCUUCUGGACUGGACUAGGCGUGGAACGAACGGCGGCCCAAAGUUGCCGACGUCAGCUCCUCCCGUUGUGGACGGCGACGAGAGUUUGUUUGGGGUCUUUUUUCCGGGCGAGCGGUCGGGCCGGAAGUGCAUUCGGGCAGUUGUUCGGGGCGGCCCGGCCCGGUUGGCUGUUCCCACUCGUUCUUGGGAAUAAGUUUGGACUUGUGCAUUGUGAGUUGUCAGUACAGGUACAAGGGUGGUGUAACAGCUGCACCAUAAACUGCAUUUCGUGUCCCUGUGAUGCUUGUCGGAUCAAGUUUUGGUUUUUUUUCUGCUGUUGGGAAUAAAACGCUGACUGUCACAUUUGGGCGUGGCUUGGUCCCGAUUGUUGUCGUUCGUCGGAUGCUUUGCGUGACACUUUGAAGACGUUUCCCAACAAUGAUGUGCUUCUAUUUUGAACAUAAUUCUCCUCCGGGAUGAAAUCUUAACCCCUGCGUGACGUCAGGAAGAUGACAGGAGCCGCCCAAGCGUGGAGCGCUUUGCCGUCUUCGCCUUGCUGGAAAUUCCAAGCUGCGCCUGCGCCCGCCGCAAAUCCCGGCAUAGUUGUUGUUGUUGUUGCAGGUUUUUUGUUUUGGGAGCGGGCGGACGGCAGCGGCCGAGGACUUGUCGGAGAUGACAAAUGGAGUCCCUGAUGAGCGCCGUGUCGCCCCGCUCGCCGGCGCCCGGCAAGAAGUUCUCCGAGGUGGACUUCCGCUCCGGGGCGAGCCUGGAGCGGCUGUCCGCUCAAGUGUCCGAGCUGGUCCUGCUGGAGCGGGCCGGCUUCGUGGACCAGACGGCGUUGGAGGUCCACAUGGCCAAGGACUUCAUUUUCAACAUGUUAGGUUUAGUCCAGAAGGUGGAUCAGCGCCUGCCGGUGGCCAACGAGUACCUGCUGCUGUCCGGAGGGGCCCGAGAGGGGGUCUUGGACCUGAACCCGGAGGACCUGGGCGACUACGCCAGAGGCGCCGACUUCGACCUGGACUUCACCCUACUGGUGCCGGCUCUCAAGCUCCAUGACCGCAACCAGCCCGUGACCCUGGACAUGAGGCGUUCGCCGCCGUGCCACUCGUGGCUCAGCCUGCGGCUGUGCGACUCCGACGUCCUGGCCCGCUGGAGGUUCUGCUGCCAGGAGGAGAGCCCGCUUCCUGCUGAGGACGACUACGACUACGAGGACGGAGGAGAAAUGGAAAAAGGCUCGCCCCCCUCGCCGGACCGCAGCCGCUUCCCGGAAGGGUGCUACUUCUCCCCGGCCCUGGUGACGGACUGGUUCUGGGCCGCGGUGAGCGAGGCGGUGGAGGAGCUGCGGCGAAGCCCCCAAAGAGGCCUUCCCACCCCCGAGCGACUGGAGAGGAACGGGCCGCUCGCGACCGUGGUCCUUCAGGCUGGCUCCAGCAGGGUGCUGUACGACCUGGUGCCCGUGGUGUCGUUUCGGGGCUGGCCCGCCGUGGCUCAGGGCUGGCUGACCGCAAACCACUUCUGGGAUGGCAAAAUCACAGAGGAGGAGGCCAUUUCGGGCUUCUACCUGCUGCCUUGCUGCUCGCCGCCGGGCGGCCGACCCGACAGGGAGUGGAGGCUGGCUUUCUCCCGCAGCGAGGUCCAGCUGAAGAAGUGCAUCCCGUUCCCCAUGGCGCAGGCUUUCCAAGCCGCCAAGGCGGCGCUGGCCGCCAUCCUGGCCCGUCCCCGAGCGGGUCUGGGUCUCUACCACCUGCGCACGCUUCUAUUUUGGGCUUGCGAUCGACUCCCCGCCGCCUACCUGUCCCGCCCCGACUCGGACGCCCCCGGCCGUCUCCUUUUGGGUCUCCUGGAUGACCUGGCGCACUGCGUCCUGGGUAAAAACUGCCCAAACUACUUCCUGCCGCAGCGCAACAUGCUGGAGCACUUGACGGACGGGGAGGCGCUCCUCGCGGCCCGGAAACUGGCCCACGUGCGGUCCGACCCCGGCGAGCACCUGCGGGCCGCUCUGGACCGAGCCCGGCAGGCCGGCCGGCUCAAGGAGGAGCUGGCGGCCGGCGCCGACGGCUCCCCGGGGCGUCGGCCGCUCGACGGCGUCGCUUCGCCUUCCGAGGACGGGCUGGCCCGGCGUCUGCGGCGGCUGGUCACCGAGAACCCGGGCAAAUCCAUCUCGGUCUUCCUCGACCCGGACGACGUGACCCGGCCGCACUUCCGCAUCGACGACAAGUUCUAUUGAGGCCCGCGCGCUCUCUUCCGCGGGCCUCGGCCCGAUCAAACCGCGGGAGCGGUUUUUGCUUUUUGCGUUUUACGAUCGGCGCUCGACGUUCACGGUCAGAAAGCGGGAAGGACGAGAACGGAACGUCGCGGAGAGAGCCGCCGAUGUCUUUCUCAGCUACCGAGAAUCCUUAAAUUGUCAACAGACCCCCCCGCUUCACUGGACAACGGAAUGUAGCGAUUGCAAAAAGAGGGACGGUCAAUCUCUCUUGUUUCAUCUGCUGUUUUUGUCCGACUUGGAUGUUGACUGGCCAAUUGUUUGAGCUACUUGAAGUGUGUGAGUCCAACCAAAGCAUUUCAAGCGGCAACUAUCGUACGUGUAACGUCGCCGGAGGUCCGUGCAGACGAUUCCGCGUUCUUGCAGUUGUAAUUGUGCUUUGCCGGGUUAGCAUGAGAACAUCUGCGCUAUUUUCGUCUCAUCUUGCUGCUGUUUUGAUUCCAGCUGCUAACUUGUCAACGUCGCUGCGCUUCGGCGCUAAAAUCUCCUUUCGGGCCGGAACAUGCCAAAUAUUUCCGACGAGGGCUUUCGCUUGAUCACUUUGCGCUUCGGCGUUCAAUAAAUGACUUUUAAAUCAGAA
Messenger RNA from Syngnathoides biaculeatus (alligator pipefish), 2996 nucleotides. It is a transcript of the gene tmem102, whose product is annotated as transmembrane protein 102. NCBI's taxonomy places the organism in Eukaryota, Metazoa, Chordata, Actinopteri, Syngnathiformes, Syngnathidae. The record is from RefSeq and is a predicted model, not a curated record. The coding region runs from base 833 to 2380 and encodes 515 amino acids. The transcript is spliced from 6 exons.